Molecule: messenger RNA, 843 nt
Organism: Podospora anserina S mat+
Lineage: Eukaryota; Fungi; Ascomycota; Sordariomycetes; Sordariales; Podosporaceae
Exons: 1
Coding region: 1-843 (280 amino acids)
Biological process (GO): alkaloid metabolic process
Molecular function (GO): transferase activity, transferring alkyl or aryl (other than methyl) groups
Source: RefSeq, a predicted model, not a curated record
AUGGACUCACCUACUGUCGCCGUUGAGGUAUCUCGCCAGGAGGAUACCUUCGUCAAGGGAUUCGACGACGACUCCAAGGAGUUCUGGCACGAAACUACCCUUCUCCCUUUCAUAAAACUGCUGCAGAGUAGCGGUUACAGCAACCAGGAUAUCGUGAUUCAUAGUAAAUGGUAUGAACCUCUUCCUCGUUUAUUACCAUCCUUCUAUCGCUGGGCUCGACUGACGAGAGUCUCGACCAGGUACAACCGCUUUAUCCCUGCCCUGGGCGGCCGUCCCCAGUCCGGUAAAAAGCCCAUUUUCAACGCCCGCAUCAUGGCCGAUGGCUCCCCCAUGGAGCUGAGCGUCAACUUCAAAGAGACCUCCAACGUCCGCACCGUACGAUUCACCAUUGAGGCCACAGUCCCCGAAGCUGGUACGCCGAUCGACCCUUACAAUCAAGAACAGACCACCCGCCUCCUCCACGACAUGACCAAGUCAAUCCCCAGCAUCCAUCUCGGCCAGUACAACACGUUCAUUCGGAGCCUCUUCCUCCCCGCCUCGACCGCCCCUUCCCUCCUUCCAAAAGUUCCCCAUGAAACCUCCCUCUCCCAAGCCUGGGUGGCUUUUGACCUGGCUCACGGGGGAGACAUUAUGGCAAAGGUGUACUUCAUGCCCUUCCUCAAAUGGCUUCACACUGCCUCCUCCCCGUCAGCCGCCGUCUCGACCAAGGACAUCACCUUCGACGUUGCCCGCCAGUGCGACGGAACCUAUGGCAGUUACAACCACCCCAUCGCUCUGCUUGACUCGUAUCUUUGCUCCUUCCCUUCGGGGCCGUCCCGGCCAACAGUGCAAAUGGUCGUGUGA